AUGGGUGGGGGAUGGUCUGAUGCUGUUGCCAACUGGAUGGCGCAAACCUCCGCUGACACCAAGAACAAGGCGGCACUGGCAAAGUCAACGGCAUUCGAUCACGGCCGUACUCUGUUAACCCCCCAGGUCAACCCGCUCAAGUAUCCUGACGUCGGAAGGCGGAGAGAGGUUCACCAAAUUGGGGAGGUGUGGGCCAACACCCUCCACACUGUCUAUGCAGAUCUUGGCACUGACCUCGGUUUCACCGCUGAGGCCAAGACAAACCCCGACGCCAAAGAAGGAAACGCCCUUUUCGUGAAACUUAUGGUGACUGCCCUUGCAACCCGACCGUCCUCACCGCUCGAGAUGCCAUUAUUCAAGCUGACAAGAACCUCAACAACGGUGCUAACGAAUGUACUUUGA
Marasmius oreades (fairy-ring Marasmius) is the source of this 402-nucleotide messenger RNA. RefSeq lists its product as uncharacterized. Gene Ontology annotation, molecular function: zinc ion binding; metalloendopeptidase activity. The record is from RefSeq and is a predicted model, not a curated record. The coding region runs from base 1 to 402 and encodes 133 amino acids. Lineage: Eukaryota; Fungi; Basidiomycota; Agaricomycetes; Agaricales; Marasmiaceae. The transcript has 3 exons.